GACAGACACAGUCUCUAUGGGGUUUUGGGUGGGUGACUGUUCUAAAGAAAGCGCAGAGAAGUGUGUAAGACAGCAGCUCUGCUUCCUGGUCCUAACUCUGGACUGUCAGGUUUUAGAAAUAAACUUCGCCAUAUUUCUAGAUAAGAGAGCCGCUCCAUCCAAAGUGGGAUGGAUGCCGUCUCUCCUAAUCAGACCAGGUUUUCCCCAAAAAGGCUUCCAGUUAUCAAUGAAGCCCACAUCGUUUGCUGGACACCACCUCAACAGCCAGCGGUGUCAUUUGCCCAAAUGAAGGAGAUUCCUCCUGCAGCUCCACAGAGUUCAUUAAACAAUGAGUGACCGCCCUCUGCUGGUGAUCCCGCUGAGCUGCACGGAGGUCAGUUUCCAGGAAACUGAUCGUGUAUCACACAGUCAGUGUUCAGUUUCAGUGUACAGGUGAUACCUGCUGCUGUCUGUACCUGAGACUGCAGUACUACUAAUAUAUAUUAUUAUAUAAUAUUAGUACUACAACUGCUACUAUAUGGAUAUAUAUUUAUAUUACUGUGCUACUAGCUGUUAGCUGUGUUUAGCAACAUUUAUUUAGUAUUUGUUAGUGAUGACAGACUGCAGGCUGGACUACAUCCAACUACUGCAACAGGAAGUCAGCAAGAACCCUGAUAGGCUGCUGGAUGUGGGGAAGGAGGAGGAGCAAGAGGAGGCUCCUCCUCCCUGCAGGACCCUCCCACAACUCUGCUCCAUCCCCAGGAGACUGGUCAUCUCCCCGGGCCUCGGAGGAACACCGGUGACCCCCCAGCUGACGGAGAGUCUGAGGAAGAUCCUGUUCGGAGGAACGUUUCACGUCUUCAACUACGAGUGGAGGAAAUCGUUCUUCCAGUUCAGAGAGCCCGACUCUGAGUUCUCGUACGCUCUGGAGGCCGACAGGGGCGGGGCACGGGCCCUUCAGAUGGUCGUCCAGGCUCGGAUCAUUAAACACCUGCUGUUCACCCGACAGAGCGCCUCAGACGGACGGACGCUGAGCAGUCUGUGUGACGUAGGACAGAAGGAUCAGGAGAGGGCAUUGGCGGCAGCGUUGUCCGACAGCCUCUGGUUGGCCGGCCAGGAGCUCAGCGCCACCGUUACCUUGGUAACCAAAGACUACUGCAUCACACCUCACCUGGACUACAAACUGGACAACUUCACGGAGAGGUUACAGCUGUUCACAUUUAACAAGAAAGAAGAUGUGAGGAAGUUCAUCCUGGAGCACGUUCAGUGUUUUAAAGAGGAAGGCAGUCAUGGAGUCAUCCUCUUCCUGUACAGCCUCAUCUGCUCUCGGACAGUCGACAGGCUGAAGGAGGAUCUGGACUCUACCACCUCCCACCUGCUGUACCUCAGUUUGGGAAACUUUGUCUGUCGUCAGGCUCUGAUGAACCUGCUGCUGACGGGCAGAGCCACUCCCAACGUCUUCAACGGGACUCUGUACUGUGGGGAGGACGGCCGGCCUCUAGAGCGCCCCCUGCAGGGCGUCCUGUGUCGCAGUGAUGUGGGUUAUCUUCACUGGAGCAGAGAGCAGAUGGAGAGAGACAGACUGCCACAGGUGGGCAGCAUGCUGAAGACCCCUAGGUUCCCGGUCUGGCUCUGCUGCAUCAACAACAGCUACUCAGUGGUCUUCAGUCUGAACCGCCUGCUGCUGUCGGACUGGAAGAUGGAGCACCAGUUCCACCUGUACUACUACAACGGGCAGAGUACUACAGCCAGACUGACUGUAGAUACUCACUCCCACCACUGGGAGGCGUCGUCCACACACUCAGACGGGGACCCAGAGAAACAGUUCCCUUCACUGGAGAUGACCAUCAGGACCAAGUGGGAUGGAGCGGCUGUAGACUGGAACAGCACCUUACCUUUCUACUGAACACCUCAGACUGGACCUGGGUCUCUAGUGGAUCUGUGGAGACCACUAUUGUAUCUCUAAGGUCCCAAACUGCUCCACAGAUUAAAGAGAGGUCCUAAAGAGAUUUACUAACCACUGUAACACCAAAAUACACCAAAGAGUCCGUUUAUAAGGCUGACAGACAGUCCUGGUAGCGGAUCCAGACAGACCCAUGUCCUGGUAGCGGAUCCAGACAGACCAUAAACUAUCCCAAAUCCCACCGGGCGGCUACGUGAUGCUGGAGAGCGAGAGCAUCUCCAGAGACUCACUGCUGCAGCGUGAGAGUCUGUAGGCUGUAUUUUAUUUUGAAAGCAGAUUCCCUGUGUUGUUUCUGACUUCCUGUCAGUGUGAUCUGGACGUCAGUUAAAGCACGUGUCUAGAACGGGCGCCAUCACAGCUGUAACGGUGGAACCGGGGGGGUCGGAUCAGGCCUGAGGAGAACAGCAAUACUUUAACCGUAUUUAAAAGCGAAUAUUACGGAGCUAAUAAUCAAUAAAUUACUCAAAAUAAUAUUAAUGUCUGUCUGUCUGUCUGUCUGCCCGCCCGUCCCUCUGUCUGUCUGCGAUCACAUUUAUUGGAACAAGGACUGAAACAGGGUUGGCUGUCAUUGAUUAUUGGUUACUGAUUGUAAUUUAUUUAUAUUAAUCUCUGAUCAUUUUAAUCUUCAAACCCACAAAUAAAAGAACUUUGUCCUGA
This is a messenger RNA of Dicentrarchus labrax (European seabass), 2599 nucleotides long. It is a transcript of the gene mindy4b, whose product is annotated as MINDY family member 4B. The transcript is spliced from 11 exons. NCBI's taxonomy places the organism in Eukaryota, Metazoa, Chordata, Actinopteri, Moronidae. The record is from RefSeq and is a predicted model, not a curated record. Gene Ontology annotation, molecular function: K48-linked deubiquitinase activity; cysteine-type deubiquitinase activity. Bases 593 to 1885 code for a protein of 430 amino acids. Gene Ontology annotation, biological process: protein K48-linked deubiquitination.